Molecule: messenger RNA, 204 nt
Organism: Anisakis simplex (herring worm)
Lineage: Eukaryota; Metazoa; Nematoda; Chromadorea; Rhabditida; Anisakidae
Source: the annotation of a GenBank genome assembly
CCCGAUCAGGUGGUAGGUGCAUCGGAUCAGUCGCGUGUAAGACGAUCGGCGAAUUCCUCACCGAACUUGGAUGAUCUUGCACCAAAACCGUCGACCCUUGGCGGUGCACGCUUAGAUUAUACACAUCAAUAUAAUCCUCCUGCUCAGCAGAGGUAUUCAGUCUUUAAAUUCUCCUAUGCUAUUUUUGUUUGUAAUUUGUUGUAA